CGUCUGCACCGGAAUGAGGUAAGAGAGACCCGCUGAAGGGCAGAGCCCGCACACCCCGGCGGGACCCGGACUCGGGACAGGUCGCAGGCGAGCCGAGCUUACCUCUACCAGCGAAGCUCCUCGGUAGCCGGAAAUGGAUAAAUCCGAGAAUCCGGAAGGCGCGUCCCUUUCAAGUCACGUGACGUUUGAGCUGGAGAAGUCCUUGGGGUCGGUAGAUACCAGCUCUUCAGACAGUAAGGAUGGCGGCAGUAGAGAGCUCCCAUUGGAGGAGACGCGGAAGCCGCGGAAGCCGCAGACCGAGGAGAUGGAGACGCAGAAGACGGAGUCGAAAUCUGAGUCUGAAUCGGAUUCUAGAUCGGAGGAAGAGAAGGAGAGAGAGGCCAUGAAGUAUAAGAUAAAGGCGGAUCUAGCCCAACCGAAGGACCGUCCUGUCAUGCAGAUUAAGCUGUCGUCCACACAGAAGAUGAGGAGCUGGGUAGCGAGAAAGAAAAGAGGACUGUACCAGCUCAUCGUGAACAUCAUCAUGAUGAAUCGCGUGUGUAAGAUGUUCCGUCAAGGCCUCAGGGGAUUCCGGGAAUAUCAGAUCAUUGAACCUGUCCACAAGAAACAUCCCGUCUUCUCCUUCUGGGAUAAAAAGAAGCAAGGCCGCAUUUCGUUUGAUACCCAGGACUUUGCUGCGGAGGAGGGUCACUUCCCUCCAAGGGCCAUUUCUAUCACACAAAAGAAGCCAUCCUGGAGGACAAACCAGGAGAUCCAAGACCUCUGCAAUAUUCUUCAGGCUCUAGAUUGCUACCGCAACUAUACCGAGUCUCUACAGCUGCUCCUGGCCAAGGUCAUGCGCUUUGAAAGGUUUGGUCGCCGGCGUGUCAUGGUCAAGAAAGGGCAGAGAGGCAAUAGCUUUUAUUUCAUCUACCUGGGCACAGUAGCCGUGACAGAGGAUGAGGACGGGAGCAGUGCUUUCCUGGACCCUCACCCAACACUGCUGCACAGGGGUGGCUGCUUCGGGGAAAUGGGCCUUCUGAGUACCUCAGUCAGGAGGGCCACGGUGGUCUGCAUGGAGGAGACAGAGUUCUUGGUGGUCGACAGAGAGGAUUUCCUUGCCAAUAGGCUGGGUGAUGAAGUUCAGAAGGAAACCCAGUACCGGUACAAUUUUUUUAGGAAGUUGGAUAUGUUCCAGUCUUGGUCUGAUGAGAAUAUCUGGAAGCUGGUGGCCUUGGGGAGGAUAGAGAAGUUCUCACAUGGACAGCUGGUGUCUAAAGACAUUACGAAUUCCGCAUUUAUCACAUUCAUCUGCAAGGGCACCUGUGAAGUCCUGCGAAUGCUAUCCCUGGGGGACUGCCGUGCCUAUUACAAGUGGGUCUGGCAGCAACUGGAGCUGUUGGACCACAAGCCUCUGAGAGUUCACGACAAUGAAAUAUCUCCAAAGGAGAGAUUUAGGGAAUUCCAGAUCAAGUCAUAUCCUCUACAAGACUUCACUUAUUUGAAACUUCUGCGUCUCCAGAAAACCAGAGAGCACCAGGGAAUAAACGUCCACAGGAAGAUCAACAAAACCGAAAACAAUCUCCCCAAGUUGCUGGGCCCGAAGAUCAAAUCCAGGUAUGGUCAUUCAGUCAAAUGUUCGAUGGUCAACACCAAGUUUGGUGAACUCCCCAAGGAGGCCAUAGUGGGGGUCUACAUGAAGGUCCACAAGAUAGAGGAUGGAGAUGUUGUGGGGCUUCACCGGGUCUUUCUCCCAGAAAUCCAGCGCGAUCCUCGGCCUUUCAUCCUUCUGAGCUUAGGAUCAGAGUUGAUACGAGUAAGGAAAGAGAAGUUUUAUGAGAUGGUGGAUGAGGAGACAAAAGCAAAGAUAAUAAAGAUGGACGUGGAGUAUCCGAGCGACGAAGACCUGUGUCAGAGUUUCCUGAAGGAAAACGACUGGACUAUCUUUCGGAAGGAUUUGCUGCGGCUAUUGGUGGAGCCCCUCAACAAACAGGCGUUCAUCCCGGGCCAGACCAAGAAGAAAGAGAUCUACGACCCUAAGUCUUUGUUCCUGGAUUUGUGUAGCCUUGAAAGGAAGGCAAAACAGCGCCAUCUUGUUUUUCUGGCGCCCCAGAAAUACCUGCCCCCCUUGAAGAUUGUCCAAGCCAUCUCAGCACCCCGGCACAAAAUCCAAGAACUGCUGCCUCAGUAUAAAAACCCAGGGGUCCUUGUUUAG
This is a messenger RNA of Apodemus sylvaticus (European woodmouse), 2194 nucleotides long. RefSeq names its product cyclic nucleotide binding domain containing 2 (gene Cnbd2). The transcript has 13 exons. Gene Ontology annotation, molecular function: cAMP binding. The record is from RefSeq and is a predicted model, not a curated record. Gene Ontology annotation, biological process: spermatogenesis. Lineage: Eukaryota; Metazoa; Chordata; Mammalia; Rodentia; Muridae. The coding region runs from base 134 to 2194 and encodes 686 amino acids.